This is a messenger RNA of Diachasmimorpha longicaudata, 1371 nucleotides long. RefSeq lists its product as uncharacterized. The coding region runs from base 1 to 1047 and encodes 348 amino acids. Gene Ontology annotation, molecular function: hormone activity. Gene Ontology annotation, cellular component: extracellular region. The record is from RefSeq and is a predicted model, not a curated record. NCBI's taxonomy places the organism in Eukaryota, Metazoa, Arthropoda, Insecta, Hymenoptera, Braconidae. The transcript is spliced from 3 exons.
AUGGUCUUACCACCAGGAACACGAGAACGACAGGAAAUUAUCUCUGUUAUCAGAAAAAAUGGUGAUUUCGUAUUUAAUUCUGACAGACGCUUCAACGAUGGCUCCUUGAUCGUUUGUAGACGACCAACCCCAAAGAUGAGAAAGACGACAGAAGAUUUCACCGUUUGUGCUAACUGCAAGGGUCAGUACUCAAAAUCUGUCGUACGACAUCAUUUUCGUGAGUGUGCUAAACAUGAUGGGAAGAAUCAGCGCAUUGUAUUGGUAAAGGGAAAGAAAAUUGCUGCUCGAGUGCACUCCCGAGCGAGCGUCGAUGUUCGAAACAAAAUUUUUCCAUAUUUGAGAGAAGAUGAGGUCGUUAAGAGUAUACGAUACGAUGAACUGGUUACCUUGUAUGCGAAUAAAAUGUGCGAGAAGCAUGGAACUCAUCAGCAUCUUUUCCAGAUGAUUGGAGCUAAAUUGCGUCUUUUGGGUCGAUUUCUCAUUGCAAUACGAAAGAUUGAGAAUCGUAUUGAAAAUUUCAGUGACGUUUAUCAACCAAGAUUUUAUGAUGCAGCUGUGGACGCUGUUCGAGUGGUAGCAAAAUUUGACCCUGAGAAGAAAAUCUUCGACGCUCCAGCAGUUGCUGCAGGAUAUGGCACACUUUUAAAGAAGAUGUUCACAUGUCGGUCUCACGCAAUUUCAACUCUGGUAGUCGUAGUAGCAUUUACUAUUCAAUUCAUUCAUACACAGUCCGAUGUAUAUCAGUAUGGUAACAAACGUCAGGCUGGCUCAUCUGCGCACAAGUACUGCGGCAAACAUCUAUCAAAUGCUUUGCAGUUAAUCUGUGACGGUCUGUACAAUCCAAUGUUCAAGAAAAGUGGCCAAGGAAUAGAAAUGGAUGACUAUCCGUACAUGUACGACUUCCCUUUUCGAACACGAGCAACGGCGAAUACGAUGAUGGGACAAGUCUCCGGUAAAAGAUUUCGUCGUCAAUCAAGGGGUGUUCACGACGAGUGCUGCGUCAAGUCGUGCUCCAUAUCCGAGUUAACGAGUUACUGUGGUCACUAGAGAAAUACCAAUCAACAGCUUUGUAGCAUACAAAACCAAAAAAAGCCACACAUUGGAAUGAGAGAAUAAAAUGAUUGGAAAGAAAACUCAAUAAAAGAAAUUAAUUGUCUUAGUUAUUCUGGAACAAACACUCCGAUCUCCCUGAGGACCCCAUGAGCAUCUUCUAAAAAACGGAAAGCCAAUCACAAAAAAAAGAAAUAAAACGAGUUGCCUCCUAAGUAUCAUUAAUAGAAUAUCUUAGACAAUGCUGUACAUCGUCUUUGCAUACCAGCAUUCGUUUUGUCUCAUUCAUCGGUUUACUCUUCUUGGCUAAUUAGUUUCCCA